Babesia microti strain RI is the source of this 1152-nucleotide messenger RNA. RefSeq lists its product as hypothetical. Gene Ontology annotation, biological process: vesicle-mediated transport. Bases 1 to 1152 code for a protein of 383 amino acids. NCBI's taxonomy places the organism in Eukaryota, Apicomplexa, Aconoidasida, Piroplasmida, Babesiidae. Gene Ontology annotation, cellular component: membrane. The transcript has a single exon. The record is from RefSeq and is a predicted model, not a curated record.
AUGGCAUUUGGGUACAGAUACGAGCUAGAUAGUAAAUUAGACACAAAAAAUAUUUCCAAGGAGGAUGAAUCACAAUGUUGUAUUAUUAAGAUGGUCGAUGAUUGGAAUCUCAUUCCAAAUUGCCAAGACGUGUCCAAAAUAGGUAUAAAAUCGACAUAUGUAACUGAUUUAACGCAAGAUUCAUGGGACGGCCCUUUCUACACCACGGCAGGCUACGAUUUUAAUCAAUCAUAUCGUAACGGCAACACAUCUUAUGACUCAACAGCUUACGACUCAACCAAUCCUACUGCCAGCGAUGAAAGUGACCCGGAACAAUCUGACAAUAAUGAUUUGGCAUUGGUAGAUGAUAUUGAGCGUAACCUAACCAAACAAGUUUCUAACGAUCAGUGCCAAAUUAAAAUAGUCGAUCAAUUGAUUACUGAUCUCAUUAAAAAUAUAUCCGUGUUGAGUUUGUAUAAAUAUUACUUGGAUUCGUGUGACAAUGAUCCUGGAACUCUGAAUGAUUUUAAAAAUAAAAUGAAAGAAACCGGACAAAUUAUCGAACAAAUCAAUUUGACUAUUCAAACCCUCAAUCAUUCAUGUCUCGGUAAAGAUAAAGGGGUCUUACCCCAUGCCCUAAUAUCAAAGUUAAAACAAAACUUGAAUACAUACAACAACAUACUAAGCCAGUAUCAACAUUCUGUUACAUCAUCCUUUACAGAUGGAGCUUCUACUGUUUACCCCGGUAAAACGGUUGAACAAGUGCGGGCGCUCCUGGACGAAUUUGACAAGACGGACUAUGAUUUCACCAGCUCGCGACAUGAAUAUGCAUGCGAAACAGAGCAAAAAGAAAAAAUUAUAAAAUACUUAAAGGCUAAGGCCAAGGACAUCGAGUAUCUGGAGGAAAGUGCUACUAGAUUGGAUAGAAUCUACCAGGAAUUAUUUGAUGUUCUGUCGAAGAGGGGGGAACACUUAUCUAGCCUAGAACAUCAAAUUUUGAUCUCUGCUGGUUGCAUUGACCGCGGCAAAACGGACAUUCAAAAGGCCUACAAAUAUAGGAAGAGUGGGUGGAGGAGGCUCGCGUACUUUGCAACAUUGAUAAUCAUUACUUGCAUACUGUUGUCACUACCGAAUAUCAUCCCAUACCUCUUUAACAGUUCGCGCAUGAUUUAA